AGGUACUCAUUAGGAAAGAAGACUUUGGCAAAGUUGGGCACGAAUAUGGCUUUAGAACAGCUAAGUGAGGUCGUGCAGAGAUGUCAAGCAGUCCACGGAGAAAACUUUUCGCCAGAGGAUUAUGGUCUUUUCCAGUCAGCUGGACAAAUGUGUAUAGAACAAGGAGAUAGUGCACAAGUUCUGAGCAUCAUCGUAGAUGAGAAGAACAAGAACAUUGUGAGAUGCAUGGGCUGGAACCUGUUAGGCCCACUGGUGCAGGUUCUCUUGAAGAAGGAGGACAAGAAUCUUCCACACUGCAGUGCCAUUCUCACAUACCUUCUGGAGGUCUGCAGUCCGAAAGAGCUGUUGGUUGGUUUACUUGAGCAGAUUGAAGAGGCCCAAUCAGAUGUCAUUGCCGAAACAAUUACCUUACUGCUCAAGCCCUUACAGAUAGUGCUGCUGAAGCUGGGAAGGAAGAAGGCCUCCUCCGUGGGCAUGGCUCUCUCCACUCUACUCAACCAGGUGGCAAGGCUGCCGGUGCCUGGCACCGCGGAGCAGGAAGUGGAUGACGUGUUUGGCCUUUGCCACUGCCUCACAGCCCUGCUCGUCUUUGUCAAACCCUUUGUGGAGGAGGCCAGAGAAAACCUGCAAGAAAACAAAGAAAACGAGCUGAGGACAGAAAUACUCAAAUUCUGUAUGAAGAGUUUGCAUGAACCUCUUCUGGAGGUGCAGCUAAAGGAUCCGGACACAUUAGAAAAGUCUCCACUUCGAAACUUUGCCGCUGAGAUCCUGUCCAUUCUGUCCAGUAUUGGGGAGUCCCUUCCAGACUUGUUGAGUCAUUUUUUACUCAGGAAGAGGGGAGUCCCUGGCUUUCUAGAGGAGGAGGUCAGGUACCCAAAAGAGUCCUUGGCUUGCCUUGCACACCUCCUCUUUGUGCAGCAUGUUUCCAUGGAAACUUUUCCAGCUGUUCUCAGCCCCGAGUUUGUUCUUCAGUGCAACAUGGAGUACAUUGAGUUUCUGUUGAGCAGAACUGAAGAGUCUCGUCUGGAGAAGGGACUGGAGUUGUAUGAGAAAAGCCUGGUGAGAGUGGAAGACUGCAGUCUGCCCGUUGACCUCCUGGAGCUGAAAACUUUUUUCUCCGUCCCACAGCACCUGGUGAAAGUCAUGACGUUAUGUCCAGCCCAGCGAAUAAGAACAAAAGGACUGUCAGUGUUCCAGUUGAGCAUAGACAAAUUUAACACAGAGGCCAAAUACAAAUUCUUUAGGUGUAUGCUGAAAACCAGCCAUCAUGCUGGAGUAGAGGGCUACAUUAUUAAGAAUAUAAAAAACCAGAUUGACUCAGCCUUGAAGCCUGGGAACGCGAAUGUAUGGUUCCUGGGGACACAUCUCUUGCCUCUGCUACGUUUGGUGCUGUGCCUUCCUCAAGGUGCUGAGACAGACCUGCUCCACAACUUAGACAGGAUCAUGGAGUCACUGAACCUCCUGCGCUAUCUGUUGAUCAGAGAUAAAGAGUGGAAGAAUGAGACUGGAAUAUGGACCGAGUUGUAUAAAAUUGAAGAUAACUAUCUGAAGCCACUGCGGACGGGCCUGAACAUGUCCAAAGCGCAUUACGAAGCAGAGCUUAAUAGCGCUAAAGAUAGCAAGAAGAGCAGUACAGGAGAAUCUAAAACACCGGUCUGCACAGUGACAGUGGGCGAUGAAAAGUUACCCAGCAUGACUCCAGAGAUGCAAAUUCAGGUCCUGCAGUCUGCGUUGUUCACGUUUGAUCUGAUGGAGAGUGUCCUGGCACGAAUCGAGGAGAUCACCGAGGCCAAAUGAAGGCCCCAGGCAUGAGAGAAACAGGGUUAGACAUUACAGUGUUAACACAAAGCACUGUAGUGUCUCCACUUUGGUUUAAGCUCCACGGUCACAUCUGAAGAUUCAACAUGUCUCUGUGAGAAUCUCAUCAGUGACUGUUUCUGAAAUAAUGUGAAAAGGUCAAUAUCUGAUCUUCAAUAUCCUAUUAAAGUCAGCAACUGAUUUUACAUCAAUCUGUAGCAUUAGAUGGCUCUACCCCGGGUGGCAUGGCACAUCCUGUCCUGUAAAAAAAUUGUUACUGUUGUGGGAACUGCUUCUCUAAGCUGUGUAAGGCUGUCUAUAAAACAUUUCCAAAAUGUAUUUCUUUGUUACUGCCUCAUAGAGCAUAGAACAGCACCUGUGUUUAAAUUACACUUGUAAAGAUGGAAUCUGAUAAUGCUUUUAAUGAACAUUUGUUUUUUUUCUUUUUACAAAUGUAAGUGGUGGGGAAUUUGAUUUUUUUUACCCAUCUUUGAUAAACUGCUAAAAACAGAGAAGCCAAGUUACAAUAUACAAAAUGAAUGAGAAUACUAGAAUACUGUUCAUGAAAACUAGUGUUUAGUUAGC
Messenger RNA from Chanos chanos (milkfish), 2382 nucleotides. It is a transcript of the gene glmna, whose product is annotated as glomulin, FKBP associated protein a. Gene Ontology annotation, cellular component: cytoplasm. NCBI's taxonomy places the organism in Eukaryota, Metazoa, Chordata, Actinopteri, Gonorynchiformes, Chanidae. Gene Ontology annotation, molecular function: ubiquitin-protein transferase inhibitor activity. The record is from RefSeq and is a predicted model, not a curated record. The transcript is spliced from 18 exons. The coding region runs from base 46 to 1797 and encodes 583 amino acids.